UGUUAUCCGCAGCACACUGUGGAUGAAGACUCAGUCCUGGGUUUCUUCAUGGCAAGAAGACUCAACAAUGUGUGCCUAGCAUGGCUGUGGCUCCUGCACCGACCACCCAGGGACCGGUAUGGCUUUUAGCCGCAUCAGUAAACUGGACCCCCCGUCCCGAGGCAUCUUCAGGAAAGCGGCGGUCAUGCUGGGCUCCCUCCUCACCUCUCUCUUCCUCCUGCACUGCCUCGCCGACCGCUACAGCACCACCUUGCCCUCACCGGUCAAAGCCUCAUCCAGCCGGGCUGCGGGGGUUUUCGAGGACUUGAGGUCGCUGAGGACUAAAAGGCUGGUAUACGAAUGGACCGCCGGGUCGGAGCUGACGGGCUACGGGGCCACCAGGCGCUCCUCUCGGGUCCUCGCGGAUGAUGAGCGCGCGGGGCAGGUUUUUGAGCUAUCAGAGGAGUCUCUCAUCUUGCCGCCGCCGGAUUUAGUUGCCUCCAGGAAAGUGUCGCCGAGGUUUGCAGGUAAACUCAGUCCGCUCGGGGAGGGAAGCAAGAAGCUGCCACAAGCUCUCAUCAUCGGGGUGAAGAAAGGAGGGACCCGGGCUCUGCUGGAGUUUCUCCGGGUUCAUCCGGACAUCAGAGCCGUUGGAGCGGAGCCGCACUUCUUCGACCGCAACUAUGAGAACGGGCUGGAGUGGUACAGGGAAUUAAUGCCCAAAACCCUAGAGGGCCAGAUCACCAUGGAGAAAACCCCCAGCUACUUUGUGACCAGAGAGGCUCCAGCCCGGAUCUCCGCCAUGUCCCGGGACACCAAGCUGAUCGUCGUCGUGAGGGACCCCGUCACCAGGGCUAUCUCGGACUACACACAGACGCUGUCUAAGAAGCCUGACAUUCCCUCUUUCGAGAGCCUCACCUUCAAAAACAGGACUACGGGGCUCAUCGACACCUCGUGGAGCGCCAUCCAGAUCGGCAUCUACGCCAAGCACCUGGACAACUGGCUGCAGUACUUCCCCAUGGGCCAGAUCCUGUUUGUUAGCGGCGAGCGGCUGAUCAGCGACCCGGCCGGAGAGCUGGGUCGCGUGCAGGACUUCCUGGGGCUCAAGAGGAUCAUCACAGACAAACACUUUUACUUCAACCAGACCAAGGGUUUCCCGUGCCUCAAGAAGGCAGAGGGCAGCAGCAAGCCCCACUGCCUGGGCAAAACCAAAGGGCGGACCCAUCCAAACAUUAACCCUGAGGUGGUGCAGAGGCUACGGGACUUCUACAGGCCCUUCAACAUGAAGUUCUACCAGAUGACGGGACGUUUUUUUGGCUGGGAUGACUGAAUGUUUGUUUUCUCGGUGACACAGAGGAACGGCAGAAGAAUGACGGAGUAUUGGGGCCACUCUAGGGGGAGAAAAGAGAGAUUUUGAGGAUACAGUCGUAAUAUUUGAAGAAAAGCGUUAGAUUGUGAGAAUAAAGUCAUAAUUAAAAGGAAAAUGUCAGAAUAUUUAACGAAUGGAGGUGAAAAUUUUACGAGAAAUAAGUUAUAUAAGUUAAGAUAUAUUAAAAUAUUAAAAAUAUUGGUUGCCGUACACUACAGUCAAAACAUGUUUAUGUGAGCAAAAAUUAUAUUUAAUUGAACUGUAAUGCUGAAACAUACAUCUAAUCUAAUCUACCCAAUCUAAUUAUAACAUUUUGGUUGUUAGAUCUUGAAAUAUUACCUUUUUCAUAUAAAAGUGAUAUUCAUAAUUCAUAAUAUGAUGGUGCUCCAAUGGUGCUUUAUUUUGGAAGAAAAUUUACUUUUUAUUUAAUUUUUGUAAUUUAGUUGUUAUCAUAUUGUAGUUUAUCUCAAAAUAUUGCCAUUAUAUUGUCAAAAUGUGAGAAUAAUGUCAUAACUUUACAUGAAAAAAGUUUUUUUUUUUGAGAACAACCAAAAUGUUACAAUACAAGUAUUGGGUUAUUCUCAAAUAUUAUACAUUUCUGCCCCAAUAUCUGAAGUUUGUUUGUUUUUUUAUAAUACUGCAAUUCUAAUUUUGAAAUAUUACUACUUUUUCCUCAAAAUAAUACAACUCAUAAAAUCUUAAUUUUCCUAAUAUUAUGACUUUUUCCACAAUAUUCUGAUUUUAAUCUCACAGUCUAACAUUUUUCCUCCAACACAGGCUGUGAAGCUAAAAGAAACACAGCCUCAGCACUAACCCUAAGCAAUAUGUGGCUGUUACAGGAGAGAAAAAAAAGGCCCAAUCUCCCCUCAGUGGCUCCCCUGAUAUGCAAUAUUUCACUGUUACAUUUUUCAGAGCUGCCUCUAAUCCACAAUCAUGGAGAUGUUUUCCUCUAAAAAAAAGACGAUAAAGUUGUUGAAGGAUUUGCAUCAUAUCUUCGUGCACUACAAGAAACUGUUUUUUUUUUUUUGUUUUUUUCUGUUUGGAAGUGUUUAGCUGUGACACAGAAAAAUAUUGUAUGCAGUGCUUUUAUAAGAAGUUGGGUGAAAUCACAUUGUGUCCAGGGGCUUUUGAUAAAAGCCCUUACUGAGCGAUUUAAUGCCAUAUUUUAAACAUACAUAGCUGCUUUCAAAUUUUAACAUUUUUCUAGCAAAAAGAA
Thunnus maccoyii (southern bluefin tuna) is the source of this 2564-nucleotide messenger RNA. Its product is annotated as heparan sulfate glucosamine 3-O-sulfotransferase 3A1-like. The transcript is spliced from 2 exons. The record is from RefSeq and is a predicted model, not a curated record. NCBI's taxonomy places the organism in Eukaryota, Metazoa, Chordata, Actinopteri, Scombriformes, Scombridae. Bases 119 to 1309 code for a protein of 396 amino acids. Gene Ontology annotation, molecular function: [heparan sulfate]-glucosamine 3-sulfotransferase activity.